Messenger RNA from Drosophila takahashii, 3252 nucleotides. RefSeq names its product long-chain-fatty-acid--CoA ligase 5. Gene Ontology annotation, biological process: long-chain fatty acid metabolic process. Gene Ontology annotation, cellular component: endoplasmic reticulum; membrane. Gene Ontology annotation, molecular function: long-chain fatty acid-CoA ligase activity. The record is from RefSeq and is a predicted model, not a curated record. NCBI's taxonomy places the organism in Eukaryota, Metazoa, Arthropoda, Insecta, Diptera, Drosophilidae.
CGGACCGUUUAGCAGUAAUUUUUCAGUUUCGGUUUUUCGGUGUUCCAUGCUCGGUUCUAAGGCUUUUCCUCUCUCUUUUCGCCCUACGCCUAUAUAUACGCCCCCCAAAAACGACCCGGCUAAUUUAGGUGUAUGGAUAUACGGCCCGUGCCUAAAUAUAAAUAAUCCCGACAAAUGUGUUUCAUCUACGAGUAGUCCAGAUUCCUUAGGCUAUCUUUUGCGGGCAAUCAUUAAGCUAAACACGUAACAUUCACUCAGGUAGCAAAGAACAACAACAAAUUACAACUACAACGCCAAUAAAAACAAUAAUAUAAGUAAAGAGAGAGAACAAAAGCGAUGACGCCGGAAAAAUCGGUUAUGGCCUACGUCAAUCAUUUGAUAGUCAGCAAUUUUUCAUAUUUCUGGGACGAGAUUGAUGGCUAUCUGUACUAUCUGGGCGGAACUUUGGGUACUGUAACCCUAGGAAGCCUGGCCGCAAGCAUUGCAUACUAUUUUGCUACAAGACCCGUACCGGAACGACCGUUAGUGCCUCUGGAAAACCAAUCCCCAUUGCUUGAGGGUCCAGAACAAAUACACGUCUCCAAAUUCUACAAGGAGUCGAAGAAUGGAAAGUUCGUGUCCUACAUCACAGAGAAUGUCCGCACCCUGUACCAAACGUUUCGCGAGGGCGCCUACGCCUCCAACAAUGGACCAUGUCUCGGUUGGCGCGAAACCCUGACAUCCCCAUACCAGUGGAUCAACUAUGAUGAGGCUCUGCUGCGCGCCAAGAACUUUGGUGCCGGAAUGCUGGCGCUGGGAGCCCGGCCGAAGCAGUUGAUCGGAAUUUACUCGCAGAACCGCCCCGAAUGGAUCCUGUACGAGCAGGGCUGCUACUCGUUCUCCCUGGUGGUGGUCCCACUGUACGACACCCUGGGUCCCGACGCCUGCGCCUUCAUCAUACGCCAGACGGACAUGGCCAUCGUGGUGGUGGAGGAUGACGGCAAGGCCGCCAUGUUGCUGGAAAAGGCGCCGCGCAGUCUGAAGAUCAUAGUGGCCAUCAAGCCCAUCCGCCAGACGACCUUGGAGCGAGCCCGCAGUCGGGGCAUACAGAUAUUCUCGUUCAUCGAUGUGGAGAAACUGGGGGCCAAGGGCAAUCAUCCGGAGGUCCCGCCGACGGCGGAGGAUCUGUGCACGGUGUGCUAUACGUCCGGAACGACGGGCAAUCCGAAGGGCGUGAUGCUCACCCACGGCAACGUGGUGGCCGGCGUCUGUUCUGUGAUCCUGCAGAUGGGCGACCAUCGCAUUCGGGCCGGCGACGUGAUGGUAUCCUUCCUGCCCCUGGCCCACAUGUUCGAGCGGUGCUGCGAGAACGGAAUGUACUAUGUGGGCGGUUGUGUGGGCUUCUAUUCCGGGGAUAUCAAGGAACUGACGAACGAUCUGAAGAUGCUGAAACCGACCGUAAUGCCGGCAGUGCCUCGCCUCCUGAAUCGAGUCUACGACAAGAUCCAGAGUGAUAUCGCAGCCUCGGGCUUGAAGAGAGGUCUCUUCAACAUGGCCAUGCGGGCCAAGGAGAAGGAGAUCGCCAGGGGGGUCAUGCGGCGGAACGGCUGCUGGGACAAGUUGGUCUUCAAGAAGGUGCAUCAGGCAUUUGGCGGAAAUCUUCGUCUAAUGGUCGUGGGAUCGGCCCCACUGGCGGGCAACGUGCUCACCUUCAUGCGCUGUGCCCUGGGUUGUUUGGUCCUCGAGGGAUACGGACAGACGGAGUGCACGGGGGCCAUAACCCUCACCGUUCAGGGUGAUCAUGUGCCUAACCAUGUGGGACCACCGGUGUCCUGCAACGCUGUGAAACUGGUGGAUGUGCCGGAGAUGGAGUACUUUGCCAAUCAAAAUACGGGGGAGGUGUGUGUGCGAGGAUCGAAUGUGUUCCAUGGUUACUAUAAGGACCCAGAGAAGACGGCGGAGGCCAUUGACUCGGAGGGCUGGCAUCACACGGGCGACGUGGGCAUGUGGCUACCAAAUGGAACCCUAAGGAUCAUCGAUCGCCGCAAGCACAUCUUCAAGCUCAGCCAGGGCGAGUAUAUAGUGCCCGAGAAAAUUGAGAAUAUCUACACGCUCAGUCAGUACGUUAAUCAAGUCUAUGUUUAUGGAGAGAGCUUAAAGAGCUGCAUUAUCGCGGUUGUUGUACCUGAUACCGAUGUACUGAAGCAAUGGGCCACGGAGAACAAUGUACGCGGCACACUCUCCGUCCUGUGCAACAAUAAAAAUGUCAAGGAACUGAUCAUGGACGACAUGCUCAACUGGGGCAAGCAGAGUGGACUCAAGUCAUUCGAACAGGUAAAAGAUGUCUAUUUGCAUCCGGAUCCCUUCUCGGUGCAAAACGGACUGCUGACGCCCACAUUCAAAGCCAAGAGACCGCAAUUAAAGAGCUACUUCAAGCCACAGCUGGAGGAUAUGUAUAAACACCUGGAUUAAAGCAAUACCUAUAAAGAAAUCAACAACGAAUCGAACUCAAGAAACUGGGAAGCAUUCAUUCAAAUAUGCCUAUACCAUUUUAAACUGAUGAUAACAAAGACUACAGAUACGGAUACGAAAGCGAACUGUCUAAUUUUGUAGUUUCGUCAAUUCUUAGCAACUAAGAGGAGCGCAAGAUACACCAGAUACAGAUACAAUACACAUAAAAUAUACACAACUUUUCAAACUGACAAGGAAAAUCCUUUUGACAGCCGCAUUUUUUUAUAUAAUUUAAUCGAGAAGCGAUCCCUCAAUAAUAUGUUAACUAUAUAUUUCCUUUAAACACUUAUGAUUCUAGUUCAAAGUGAAUAGAAAACAAUUGCGUAGUCUGAACCAAAACAUAUAUAACUAACAUAUUGAGCAAAUUGAAUAAAAUGAAAGCUUUAAUUAACUAUCGUAUUCUACACUCACCUUUAGAUGGAAAACUAAAGUGAAGAAUAACAUUUUUAAAUUAUAUACUAGACACGCUAAACUAAAUUAAUGGGAAUGAAAUGUUCAACGCAAAUGCUGAGGAAAUAUAUUUAAAAAACAAUGGAACUUCAACUGAGAAGCAGAUCAAACUAAAUAAUAAAUAUGAAAAAGAUCCAAUUCUUUGGACUGCACUGUCUGCCUUACAAAAACCAAAUGAAAAUUUAUUAAUAAAUUGCUAAAAUAAUAAACUAUUUCAUAUUAAGAGCUAAACAAUAAAGUAAAGCAGCAUUAUAUUAAAAUUAUUAAAUAAUUUCUUUAUGUAGAUACAAACGCAAGAGAAUUCAAAAUAUA